This is a messenger RNA of Sinocyclocheilus grahami, 638 nucleotides long. Its product is annotated as plastin-3-like. The record is from RefSeq and is a predicted model, not a curated record. Gene Ontology annotation, molecular function: actin filament binding. Gene Ontology annotation, cellular component: cytoplasm; actin filament bundle; actin filament. The coding region runs from base 59 to 607 and encodes 182 amino acids. Gene Ontology annotation, biological process: actin filament bundle assembly; actin filament network formation. Lineage: Eukaryota; Metazoa; Chordata; Actinopteri; Cypriniformes; Cyprinidae. The transcript has 5 exons.
CCUGCUUCGCUUGCUUUCUGCAGGAGAGACCAGAGAGGAGAGGACUUUCAGAAACUGGAUGAAUUCUCUGGGUGUCAAUCCUCACGUCCAUCACUUAUACGCUGAUCUUCAAGAUGCUCUGGUCAUCCUGCAACUUUAUGAGAAGAUCAAGGUUCCUGUCGACUGGAGCAACAAAGUCAACAAGCCUCCAUAUCCUAAACUAGGGGCCAACAUGAAAAAGCUGGAGAACUGUAACUACGCUGUGGAACUGGGGAAGACCAAAGCUAAUUUCUCGCUGGUGGGCAUCGGGGGGCAAGACUUGAAUGAUGGGAAUCCAACGCUCACUCUCGCCCUGGUCUGGCAGCUCAUGAGGAGAUACACUCUGAAUGUACUAGAAGGCCUGGGCGACGGACAGAAGGUCAACGAUGACAUCAUCGUCAGCUGGGUUAAUAAGACUUUGUCACAAGCAGGAAAAUCAACCAAAAUAUCCAGUUUCAAGGACAAAGAGAUCAGCUCCAGUCUGGCGGUGUUAGACCUGAUUGAUGCCAUCCAGCCCGGCUGCGUCAACUACGACCUCGUGAAGAGAGGCAGCCUUAGCGACGAAGACAAACUGGACAAUGCAAAGUAAGAUUUCAAAAGAGUGUUCAUUAUAUAACAUA